AUGAAUCAAAGCCGAAAAAAACUUUACAACAUUGAAGCUAGAGAGGAUGUUUCGAAAUAUCCAGAAAAAGAAUUACCGUUACACAAAAUGCGCAUCCUGAUGUUAGGUCUAGAUGCUGCUGGCAAAACAAGUAUCCUUUAUCAUUUUAAGAUUCCUAAUGCGGCUGAUGUUGGUGGUCAAGAUAAAAUUCGUCCACUUUGGCGCCAUUACUAUACAGGUACUCAAGGACUUAUAUUUGUGAUUGAUUCACAAGAUCGUGACAGAAUAGAUGAAGCACGUCAGGAAUUACAUCGAAUUAUUUCAGACCGUGAAAUGAGAGACUGCUUAUUAUUGGUAUUUGCCAAUAAACAAGAUCUACCAGGCG
Molecule: messenger RNA, 364 nt
Organism: Racocetra fulgida
Lineage: Eukaryota; Fungi; Glomeromycota; Glomeromycetes; Diversisporales; Gigasporaceae
Source: the annotation of a GenBank genome assembly